Wyeomyia smithii (pitcher-plant mosquito) is the source of this 1425-nucleotide messenger RNA. RefSeq names its product protein big brother (gene Bgb). Gene Ontology annotation, cellular component: core-binding factor complex; nucleus. Bases 317 to 1009 code for a protein of 230 amino acids. The record is from RefSeq and is a predicted model, not a curated record. The transcript is spliced from 3 exons. NCBI's taxonomy places the organism in Eukaryota, Metazoa, Arthropoda, Insecta, Diptera, Culicidae. Gene Ontology annotation, biological process: regulation of transcription by RNA polymerase II. Gene Ontology annotation, molecular function: transcription coactivator activity; sequence-specific DNA binding.
ACCAGCCAGCAUCAGUCAGUCUGCUUUCGAAGCUGGUUCGUGACGGAUUAAUUCUGAGCCUGUACGUCGUCGUUUGAGCAUAAAACUUCAAUCAAAGCAAGCAAGCAGGGUUUUCUCGCGCGACGGUAGAAAAAUAAAAACAGGAAAGGUGCUUACCUGUGCGCUAGUGGGUGUUUUGUUUCUAAAAUUGUUUACCCGGGGUGCGAAAUUGUCACUGGUGACCACCGUCGGUUGAGUUCGGAGCCCUCGGACAGCGAGUGGUGUGCGUGUGUGUUUUUUUUGGUGAAUUUUUGAAAACAAAACCAAUCCUUCGAAGAUGAUGAACGACCCGGCCGCCCUGGGGAUGAUUCCCUUCGACACGAUUGGAUUAUACGAGCAGCCGAAGCCGAGGUUCAUCUUCAAAAUGCCCCGCGUCGUCCCGGAUCAGAAGAAUAAGUUUGAGAGCGACGAUUUGUUUAAGAAGCUGAGCCGCGAUAGUGAAGUUCGAUACACCGGUUUCCGGGAUCGCCCGAUCGAGGAACGGCGUGGCCGCUUCCGUGCCGGGUGCUGCGAGGGUCACACCGAGAUCUCAUUCGCCGCCACCGGCAUCAACCUGCAGCUAGUGUUCAAUCCCAACCAUGGACUGUACCACCACCCGCACCACCAUCAUCAUCACCAUCCGGCGCACCUGGGACUGGAGAAGGAGUGCGACUUCGACAAGGAACACGGCAAGGUCCACAUUAAGUCCCACUUCAUUAUGAACGGAGUGUGCGUUCGGUUCCGCGGUUGGCUGGACAUGGAACGGCUUGACGGUAUCGGUUGCCUGGAGCUGGACGAGAAACGAGCUGCCCAGGAGGAUGCUAUCCUGCGGGAGCAACUUGACCGCUACAACCAACGUCUGCGGGACUUUGAGGACAAGCAGAGAAGCUACCAACGAACAACGCAAGAUGAGUUCGAACAGAUGCGCCGGAAUAGUUCCGGAAUCGGGGUCGGUGUUGGUACCGGUGCCGCCGGCAUGUGGAGGCGAUAAGCCAGAAGCUCUGCAAGGUGACAUUUUAACUCUUUCAAAUCUAUCUCGAUCAACGUAAAAUGAGAGCUGCUAAUCACAUUUCGAUCGCAUUUCUGUAAAUAUGAGUUAAAGAGAGUUGGAGGUUUUCGACGUUGUUAACUACUUAAUUUCGCAAUCAUUUACCUUUAGUUUUAUUCUAUUUUAUUUUGUAAUUUUAACGCAAAACUAGCAUACGACGAGGUUAGAUUUUUUAUCGAUUAACCGUAAGUGAGAUUUUUUACAUUAUUUUCUCAAUGAAAACAAAAACCCGAAAUUUCAAUGGAACUUCAACCAAAAAAAUCAAGGCAAAGAACACACGAUGGUAUUUUUUCUGUCGACAGGCGUUAGGUUUUAAGUAGAGAACGUAUCAAUAAAUUUGAUAGCAUUUUGUUACGAUA